Molecule: messenger RNA, 4398 nt
Organism: Daphnia carinata
Lineage: Eukaryota; Metazoa; Arthropoda; Branchiopoda; Diplostraca; Daphniidae
Gene: DopEcR
Product: G-protein coupled receptor 52-like
Exons: 3
Coding region: 463-1620 (385 amino acids)
Biological process (GO): G protein-coupled receptor signaling pathway
Cellular component (GO): membrane
Molecular function (GO): peptide binding; G protein-coupled receptor activity
Source: RefSeq, a predicted model, not a curated record
GUGUUGUCUCUUUCUCUCUUUUAAAACAAAAAAACACACACACACACACACGUCCUCCCAAUUGGAUAGUGUAAAUCGGUGUUGUGUGUCUACAAUCGGGAUUGUUAAAACCCAAUUAUUUUUUUAAAUUUUUAAAUCCUUGUGCGCCGUUCGUGCGUGUGCCUGUGUCUAAUAGAAAACGCUUAAAAUCAAAGUGAAUGCUACAAAAGGUGGGGACUGGAGUCGGAGGAAUAGCAGCGGGACUUGAAUCCCGCCAUCAUGAACCAGACAAUUGCUCAUUGGCGGCUGCAACUGACUAGUCGACGUAGUUGGACGUCACGGUGGAGCGCCAUCUGCUGUGCAUCGAGCGAGGAGGGGGCGUGCACCGGCGACGUGUUGCAGCAGCCACCGCCAGCGGCGACAUCCAGCAGAGGACCGGAGGCGCAACGUCAGACGUCGUGCUGCUGGUGCCGUUUCUAGAAAAUGCUCAUCUCCCUGGGCGUUGUCGAACGAUGGCAAUCAUCGGUUGCAGAUUCUGCAGCGGCAUCGUCUCCGUCGUUGACGGCCGCCGUGUCGGCAGCGGCUCAUCAGUCGUCGAUCGGUGGCCCUCCGGCCGGCGACGUCAUCCUCAGUGCCGAGAACUUGACUCAGGCGGCCAUCAUCCUCAUCCUGGACGUGGUCAUCAUCUGCUCCAAUCUCCUCAUCAUCGCCACACUCGCCACAGGAUCAGGUGGCGAAGUGAUGAACUAUUACCUAAUCAGUUUGGCUGCCGCCGAUCUCUUGGCCGGAAUUCUGGUGGUGCCUCUCUCCAUUUAUCCAGCGUUGACAGAUAGUUGGCCGUUCGGUGACGUGUUGUGCUCCAUAGCCGGCUACGUUGAGGCGACGUUGUGGGCCGUGUCCGUCUAUUCGUUCAUGUGGAUAUCGGUGGACCGUUAUUUGGCCAUCCGUAAGCCGUUGCGCUACGAAACAGUGCAGACGCCGUCGCGGUGUCAGUGCUGGGUCAUUUUCACGUGGCUGACGUCGAUGCUGGCCUGCUGCCCGCCUCUCCUACAGGGAUCCACCGGCUACGCCAAACCGUACUUUGACCCGGAGGCCUUCGUCUGCCACCUCGACUGGACGGGCAUGGCCGCUUAUUCGGUGACGCUCGUCAUCCUCGUCCUGGGCCCGACCCUGGCCACCGUCGCCUACACCUAUUUUUACAUCUUCAGCUCCAUGCGGAAGAUGCGUAGCUCCUUGCUCCAGCAGGACAAGGAGUACGCCACGGCGCUGAGUGAGAACUUGUCCAAUCCGACGCAUCUCAUGUCCUUCAUCCUCGUCAUGACUUUCUGGCUCUCCUGGCUCCCGUUCAUCUGCCUGACGCUCUACGAGUUCCUGGCCCAGCACCGCAUCGACUCCAUCCCUUUCCUACACUUUACCGUCUUCUGGCUCGGCAUUUGCAACUCGUUUUUCAAGUUGUUCAUCUACGUCGCCAUGAGCCCGCUCUUCCGGCACAAGCUCAGGAUCUUCUGUCUCUCCUAUCUCUGCUGUGGCGCUGCGAAAAGGAAUAACGCCAACGCGAGGAGACCGCUCACUUCCGGAUCGGCUAACAGGAACCAUCAUCCCCAUCACCACCACAAUAACGAAAUCAUCUACAGACGGUGAUUUCAUUCCGUAUUUUUUUUUCUUCAUUUUUGAAUUUACCCGCGCUUAUUUUAGAUAGGAGAAACAAAGGCGCGAAUUUUGAAUUAAAAGCUCCUCCCAAUCUAAUAGAUGGGACGUUUAAUUUUGUAUAAUGGUCGUAGGGAAGACAUUAAAAAAAAAAAGAAAUGGACAGUGUCGAAAAUGAUGACGAUUCUGCUCAGGUUCAUUCAAAUAAAACUUAAAAAAAAAAAAAGAGAGAAGCCAGAUUUACGUAUAUUUGUGGUGUGUAGAACCGUACUAUAUAUAUAUAUAUAUAUAUACAAAUGGGUGUUGCGUAUACUAACAAAAUUAGUAGCCCAAGUCGUUUGACAAUUGUAGACCGGGGAAACAGGGACAGUCUAAAAAUCGUAGCUUUCUUCGAAAUGUGUAGCAGCGUGUACAGCAGCCUAAUAGUUAAGUAUAUAGGCUAAUAAUUAAAAGGACAAUUAUUAUUAUUUUUCUAGAUAAUAUGGGUCCGAUAGAUUCUUGUUUGUAAGUCAUCUGUCUCCCCGAGUAAAACCUUGGUCGAAUUUCUUUUUUAAUCUGUAUUUUUCUUCCAGUAAAAUCAAAUGUUUAUAAUGCUAUAUUUGUAAAGGUAUGAUAUAAAAUAAUCGCGGUCCAUCAUUUUUUUGUUUAGAAUUUUCUUUUUCUGGUUUUCUGAUCCCCAAAACUUCAUUUUGUGGUCAUUGCGUCUGAGACAAAUCAAUAACGCUUAUAUAACGGUAUGAUUCCACACGUCAACAUUAUACCUGUGUAAGCUCUAUAACUGCGUAGAUAUACAUCAAUAAUUAGUAUGUCACAUCUCUAAAAGAAAAAAACAAAAAAUGUAAUAACUAUUCCAAGUAAAAGGACAGCGCGAUCCCCUGCAAAUGACGUCGAAAACGUAGAAAAAUAGAUCAAUAGAUGUCAGUGUUUGUGAUGAAUAAUUAUCGUGUAAUGAUAAAUAUCAAUUCGUGGAUUUAUCGAUCAUUCCUUCACCGUCUGUGAACCGUAACCAAAAUCGUUCUAUAAAUAUAUAUAUACAUUUAUAUACUGUAACUAUUCAUAUGUUUUAGUUUCCUCCAUUUCGCGUUGUGCCAUUUUUAUUGUAGACGUGUCAAUUGAAUUUUUUUGUUUGUAUUUCCCGAUUUUCUCAAAUGAUAUUUUUUAGUCUAUGUUGCGCAUUGGCCAAAAAACAAUUGAAUGUCUGCGUUCCCACCUGCUCGUGCUGAUUAUCACAACCGUCGUCAAACGCUGUCCUGGACGUCUUAUCAUUUUUUGGAAAUGGGGAGGAAGAAUGGGAGUAACAGCUGCUACCUAUUUUCAGUUAUUUCUUAUCGAAAACAUCUGGCAUUCACCGCCUUUUCAGGUUAAAUCAAUAGUUCAGCUGCUAACAAGGUAAAAAAAAAAUUCAGACCAAAAUCCAUUUUUCUUUCAACAAAAGAUACGAUCAUAUCCAGCGACAAUUCAAAUUCCGGUUAAAUAGCUCAUCUCGUUAACAAGUGCAGUGAAAAAGCCUGAAAGGCAGACUACGCCAUAUUGAUUCGACUUAAGUAGAAAAAAAGAAAGAUGAAUUAAAGAUUCAUGCAACAUUUUGGGCCAUUCUUGAACGUCAAAGAAAAGAAACAAUAGAGCUAGACAGAAACAAUCAAUUCAUCAUCAUUGCUCUAGGCAGUCCUUUCUUCUCUAUAACCCAAAAACCAACCCUGCAGCUUUCCACAUACACUCACUGUAUGCUUACACGUAUAUAAAAGUAUUGAUUUUUUUUUUCUUGUUCCCAUCUCGUCCGCAGUUUUCUCCAAACAUUUAAGCGUAUUUAUAGAGGUGUAAUGGGUAGUGCCUGGGCAAGAGAAGAAGAGGAUUAUUCCGCGUUUUAUAUUCCAACUCUUUUGUCUUUUCGUUUUUUUCAUUUGUUGUUUUGUUUCGUUUUUUCGUCUGCUGAAAUGAUUAGCAUCGAUCCCUACGCUCUCUGUAGGCCAACACUACAGAGUGAAAUUGCUAUUCUUUCCGUUGAUGAUGAUUUAUGAUCGUGGUGAUUAUCUGUUUCUGUCUAGUUCUUCGUUUUUUUGUUGAAAAACAAACAAAUGGUGGAAGUUAUUGCGUUGGUUAGUUUUCAUCUUCGAGAAGCGAAAAGGAUUGCUCCAGGCAUAUCUAAAAUGGCGGCUGGAUAAAAAAAAGCAAUUUCAUUUCGAUCGUCGGAUUGUUUCCUUCUUUCUUCGUCUGUAUAUCUGUUUUUAUUUCUCCUUGUCAUAUAGGGAUCGUAUUGCGUAACUAGAAGUAGCUCGGUCGACAACGAAAUCAAUAAAAUCGCAGCCUGGACGUAAGCAAAAAUAUAAAUAACUGAUGGAAAAGCCAAAUUUUUUUUCCCUCUUAAAGAUGCCCUCAUUUAUUUCAAGUUUUUAAAUAAUUCCAGUCACAUUUCAGUUGAUUAAAACCUUGAUUUCAUUGAUGACUACGAUAGAAACAGGCCGUUUUGUAUGGUGGCAUCUGACACUGUUGCUCCAUUCGAAAUGUUUGUUGUUGUGGACAUUUGUUCGUGUGUUUGGUCAUCAAAAAUUGGAACUACCAUACAUUCCCUCUGUAUUAUUUGCUGUCUAUGUUUUUGUAUCAGCAAUGGGCGAUGGUACUUUGAUUUAAACAAGGGCAAUUUAAGUAUACCCGCUAAAAUCCCCCAAGAUGGACGCGAAAAGAAGAGCUCACUAUGGAUAACAGUUAUACAUAUGAUAUUGAAUAUUGCGUGUGUCAUGUACUGUACAUGUCCUACCUGUUGCGAAAAUAAAA